Molecule: messenger RNA, 1521 nt
Organism: Lasiosphaeria miniovina
Lineage: Eukaryota; Fungi; Ascomycota; Sordariomycetes; Sordariales; Lasiosphaeriaceae
Exons: 3
Coding region: 1-1521 (506 amino acids)
Source: RefSeq, a predicted model, not a curated record
AUGGUGUCGCCGCGGGUCCCCAGCCGCCGGGCGAGAUGGGAUGACGGGAUCCCUCCGGUGCUGCGGCCCCUCAUGCGCGCAUAUCUGCUUGGCUAUGCGUCGGCCGUGGCUCCUCGCCUCCUAACCUUGUUCUUGCAAUACCUGACAGGCCGGAGACACAAGGUUCCUGCCCGCGACACGCCCAGCGGAACUGCGGAUGCAGAGGCAAAGACCAAAGGCGUACACGUACAGGGCCAACUCUUUCUCGACUCCUUGCGCCACGUCCUCCUCGGCGGCCUCGAUUUACAGCGCUUCCCCACAUUUUGCGCCACCAUUGUCGGCGGCAGCACGUUACUCGAGGUACCCCUCAAGGGUGUUUUCAAUCACUUCGCCCAGAAUCUCCCGGAGCUGGCGCGCAAGAGACUGUCGAGAUGGGUUGCCUCCUUCAUCUCCGCCUGGUUCGGCCUGCGGCUGCUUCAGUCAAAGCAGACGCCAAGCUUCACCGAGACCAUCACCUCCAACCCCGGAGAUGGCCACUCGGUGAACGGCGCCGAGAAACAAACAACCAUCAGGCAUGCCGGACGUACUUUGGACCUGUCACUCUUCGCCGCCACGCGUGCUCUCGACGUCAUCGUCGGCGAGUUAUGGGCUCGGCGCAAGACGCGCCGGCUCACUGCGCAGAAGUGGACUAGGCUCGAGAGGGCCAUAUCGCGCCUCAUUGACCCGGCCAUGUUUGCCUUGUCAAGCGGCCUGAUCAUGUGGACGUGGAUAUAUCGCCCGUCUCGCCUGCCCCGGUCCUACAACAAAUGGAUCGGCUCAGCUGCCGCCGUCGAUGGCCGCCUGAUCGAGGCGUUGCGGCGCUGCAGACAGGGCGAGCUGCGCUAUGGCGAGGAGACGGGUCAGGCACCGUUGCUUGGUGCCAUGUGCGCCGACUACGGGUGGCCAAUGCAAUGGGGAGACCCGGCAAAGUCCAUCCCGUUUCCCUGCGAGAUGGUCCACAUGGGCUCAGGGGGUUCGUCGUGCGAGCUACACACCGUGACUCGAUUCGUGCGCUCCUUCCGGUGGGCCAUGGCGACUUACCUGCCCCUCACGCUGCUCCUCGCCGUGCGCAGCCCAAACCUGAAAGGCAUCAGGCGGGCCGUCAUCUCGGCAGUGCGCUCCUCGGCAUUCUUGGGCGCGUUCAUCUCCCUCUUUUUCUACGGCGUGUGCCUGGCACGCACGCGCCUGGGUCCCCGCCUGCUGGGCACCGGCACAGCGGCGCGACAGGCCAUCGACGGCGGCCUCUGCGUCGCCUCGGGCUGUGUUCUGUGCGGUUGGAGCAUUAUGAUUGAGAACGCCCGCCGCCGGAAGGACAUGGCGCUGUUUGUAGCGCCGCGGGCCCUCGCCACCCUGCUCCCCCGCCGCUACGCGUGGGACAAGCAGUGGCGGGAGACGUUUGUCUUUGCCUUCAGCACUGCCGUCGUCUUCACCUGCGUGGUGGAGAACAAGGCCCGCGUCCGCGGCGUUCUCGGGAGCGUCUUGGGCACUGUGCUGAAGCCGUAG